This is a messenger RNA of Miscanthus lutarioriparius, 657 nucleotides long. Lineage: Eukaryota; Viridiplantae; Streptophyta; Magnoliopsida; Poales; Poaceae. The record is from the annotation of a GenBank genome assembly.
AUGGAGACACUGCCAAGUUACGCCGAAGACAUAGACGGCGGAGAGUCGCCGUCCAUCUCGAUGUUGUCGGAGCUCGCCGCUGCCAGAAAGAUCACCAUUGUAGGUGGAUCCAUCCCUGAGAAGGCGUCUGGGAAGGUGUUCAACACCUGCUGUGUUAUCGGACCAGAUGGACAGAUAUUGGCCAAGCAUAGGAAACUGCAUUUGUUUGAGAUUGACAUCCCAGGAGACAUCAAACUCAAGGAAUCUGAUACAUUCACAGGCGGGCAAAAAACUACUAUAGUCGACACAGAUGUUGGACGGAUUGGCAUAGGAAUAUGCCAUGAUAUCCGGUUUCCAGAGCUUGCAAUGCUGUACAGAUCAAAAGGUGCACACCUGAUAUGCUAUCCUUCUGCAUUCAACAUGAGCACCGGGGAGCUUCUGUGGGACCUCAUGCAGAAAUCCAGGGCCGUUGAUAAUCAGUUGUUUGUAGCAACCUGCUCGCCGGCGCGAGACCCUAACGCGAACUCGGACUACAUGAUCUGGGGCCAUUCGAGCCUCAUCGGACCAUUUGGCGAAGUGCUUGCGGCAGCUGGGCAUGAGGAAGCGACCGUCAUCGGCGAGAUCGACCUCUCCACGAUACAAUCUACAAGGCACGCGAUAUUAGAAUUAAGAAUUUAA